Cylindrotheca closterium is the source of this 1005-nucleotide messenger RNA. Lineage: Eukaryota; Bacillariophyta; Bacillariophyceae; Bacillariales; Bacillariaceae. The record is from the annotation of a GenBank genome assembly.
AUGAAGCUCUAUCACUAUACAGACGAGGAAGGGUAUCUUGGCAUCCAACGAGAUGGAUUCAUCCGUCCAUCUCAUGGCGGGAGACGAGGCAGAGGGGUGUAUCUGACAGAUUUGGAUCCAAGUGAUCGGGAAAUGGUUGCGAAAAAUAACUAUGGAGGAGGCGCUGCUAAAUACAGAAGCAAAGCGGACCACUUUGUUGCAGUAAAUCUCCCAACCAGCGAUCUCGCCUUGGAAAAGUUUGAGGAACAUAAAUGGGUGUACAAGGCAGCGAUCGACGGUUCUUCUGUUGAUUGGUCAGAGGGUGGCCAUGUAUCAAAUUUUGCGGCUGUUGCUAUCAUUGGUGCUGCUGGGGCCGCUGUUGCUGGGGCUGCCAUGUUAUACAACCACUAUCAGCAACGUCGCGAGGCGGAGGCUCCCGCACUGGCAAUCAGGCAAACCAUAGCGGAAAGCAAUCAAAGGGAAAGGACACUUGCCAUGCUAGGAGGAGCACAGAAAGAUCUCAAAGUCGACGAUCGUUACAUCCUAGAGCAUUGUGAGCCUUCUGAGUGUAUCUUGUCCUCCAGAGAUGUAGAAAAUGACAUUGAAAAGUACCUGAUGGGAUAUCGCCGCAGACAAAUACCCGGAUACUUUAUCUUUGCAUUCUUAUUUCGCCUUUUCUGUAUCACCGAAGGUCUCUCCUCCUCUCUUGGAUCAGACAAGCUUAAGCAAAUCAUCAAAGAAAGUGAUUGCGAUGUGUUCGUUAAAAAGGAAAACGAAGAAAAAGGAUUCUGGAAUGGACUGUGCUCCUGGGUAUGUGGGCCUGAUCCUACUUAUCCAGUUGACUACUCUGAAGUUGAUUACUCGAUUCAGAUUGAAAGAAAAUGCUUUGGUAUUUUCGCUGUUGCAACAUUUGUACUUCCUCUUGCCCAUUCCCCAGGAAUGGUGAGAAAGCACUAUUGGAUUCAGUAUCCAUUCGAUACAACUUGGUACGCAGUUUUGCUGUUUCAUUGCAGUAAGGAGGUAUAG